GUCUUUCUCAUUUCAAUGAGGAGACUGUGAGAGGAGGGGAGGGACGUGCUCGUGCGUGUGUUUUUUCUUUAACUAGUUGACACUAGCCAGAGGAGACGGCAGCAUCCUCUGUCCCGCACCAUCUUCAAAUUUUGCGUUAUGAUAUAAAUAGUCCUUCAUAUGAACGCCAAAGGAUCCGCAUUCUUAAAGCAAUCUGUUCCAUCCCUUUUUCCACGCGUUUUCUUCAAUGCUUUGACAUCUGGAAUGUGCUGUUUUCUUGCAAGCGUUGUUUCCAUGCCAGCAUGGGAACUGCAGUGUCUAAAAGGAAGAAUCUGAGAAAUGAUGCGAUUUCUUCGGUGGCAGCCAAAGUUAGAGCAGCUCGUGCAUUUGGAGAGUACCUUCACACCCAUCCUGAGGACUGCAACGGAUCAGAUCACUUACUGUCUGACACCCUCGUUGGCCGCGACUCUGAUUCCCCAGACAGCCUGUGUGCACAGAACAACAACUUCCACAGCUGCACCCUCCAGGGCUCUUCCAUCAGCGACGACCCCAGCUUGAUCAACUCUCUCUUGGAACCGCCACCUCCGACGACUUCCUCCAAGAGCCGACUCUCCCUAGAGCGCAGCUUCUCAGCAGAGGAAGACCAGCAGAAGUGUGUGGAGUGCUCCCUGCAGCCUGCCCGGGUCUAUACCAUCACUGGAGAGAGCGGCAUGCUGGGAACCAGCCGGGGAAGCAAGGAGAACCUGGAGCUUGAGGUCUUGAAAGAGGGGCGGGAGGCGUGUCAUGGCCAAGUACUUGCCCAGCCCUCUACGUCCUCCAACUCGUCAUCUCCGACUCAGCGCCACCACCACCAUGGAAGCGGAAGCGGAAGCGGAAGCGGAAGCGGAAACCACCAUCACGGCAACCACCAUCAUGGCAACCACCAACAUGGCGGAAAUGGCGGAACCAGUGGAAGCAGCCCCCACCAGCACAUAUCCGGUGCUGGAACGUCGCACCAUCAACAGGGGGCAUCCCAUCACCACCACCACCUUUCCCAGCCUCUGCAGAGCUCAGUCAGCGCGCACAAUAUUCGCGGCUGGGGGGAGGGAAAGGACUGUGGCCUGGCGUGUGAGUCCUGUCCUGGGGCUCCGUCCCGCAGCCAGGGGUCCCUGGACCUGGAAAGCAGCACCCGAGAGGCAGGCAAGCAGCGCCGGCCACCACUAGAGCGGAUGUGCAGUGUGGACCGCAUGACUGGGCUGGAGAGAGACGAUAACAGUUGGUUCCCUAAAGAGAACAUGUUCAGCUUUCAGACUGCUUCCACAACUAUGCAGGCGAUUUCGGUUUUCCGGAGUCUAGCAGAGAGAAAGAGGAGAAAGAGUGAGGUGGAGUCAUCUGCCGUCAUCCAGAGGUACUUUGUUGAAGCCCUGUUAUUUAUCGCUGCCUUUAUUCUUCUCAUUCUGUACCUGGCAUUUAACUCUGGACGAGUGGGUGGAAUUGGAGGAGUGGUCGCUCCAUAUAUGGUCCCACUGGGUUUCCUGCGCGGACCCUCACACACUACCAUAAACACUCUUCAAGCCAUCGUGUCUUUCUCAUUUCAAUGA
Pimephales promelas (fathead minnow) is the source of this 1559-nucleotide messenger RNA. The record is from RefSeq and is a predicted model, not a curated record. NCBI's taxonomy places the organism in Eukaryota, Metazoa, Chordata, Actinopteri, Cypriniformes, Leuciscidae.